Messenger RNA from Conger conger (European conger), 3877 nucleotides. RefSeq names its product myotubularin 1 (gene mtm1). The transcript has 15 exons. NCBI's taxonomy places the organism in Eukaryota, Metazoa, Chordata, Actinopteri, Anguilliformes, Congridae. Gene Ontology annotation, biological process: dephosphorylation; mitochondrion distribution; muscle cell cellular homeostasis. The record is from RefSeq and is a predicted model, not a curated record. Gene Ontology annotation, molecular function: phosphatidylinositol-3,5-bisphosphate 3-phosphatase activity. The coding region runs from base 152 to 1882 and encodes 576 amino acids. Gene Ontology annotation, cellular component: plasma membrane.
CUCAUAGCGGUCCAAAACACGAAGAAAAUCAGGAACUGAAGACUGGAAUCGCAGAUUCUGGGACCCGAGCUACUGUGUGCUGCGAGGGGGAGAUUUCUGUGGGAGUGGGCCGCAGUACAUUGUGUGAAAGGCAUCGAGGGAGAGCCUCAGAAUGGAGCCACACGCAGAUGUGCCUUUAUUGCCAGGAGAGGAGAGAGUGACAGACAAAGACCUCAUCUAUAUGUGUCCCUUCAUUGGGGCAGUGAAAGGAAAAGUAUUCAUCACCAACUACAGACUCUUCUUUAAGAGCACUGAUAUGGACCCUGCUGUUACCUUCAACGUUCCUCUGGGGGCCAUCAGUCGAAUAGAGAAAAUGGGCGGGGCCAGCAGUCGGGGAGAGAACUCCUAUGGACUUGACAUCACCUGCAAGGACAUGAGGAAUCUACGUUUCGCCCUGAAGCAAGAGGGCCACAGCAGGAGGGACAUCUUUGAGAUCCUAUUCCGAUACGCCUUCCCCCUCUCCCAUGGCAUGCCUCUGUUCGCAUUUCUGAGCCAAGAGAAGUUUGAAGAGAACGGCUGGUGUGUGUACAGUCCCAUGCAGGAGUUCAGAAGGCAGGGCUUGCCCAAUGACAAGUGGAGGAUCACUUUCCUGAACCAGCAGUAUGAGCUGUGUGACACAUACCCCACCAUUCUGAUGGUCCCGUACAAGGCAACUGAGGAGGACCUGCGGAAAGUGGCCACUUUCCGUUCCCGCUGUCGUAUCCCAGUUCUGUCGUGGAUCCACCCAGACAACCAGGCCGUGAUCACGCGCUGCAGCCAGCCCCUGGUGGGCAUGAGUGGCAAGCGCAACAAAGACGACGAGCGCUACUUGGACAUUAUCCGCGAGACCAACGGAACCACCAGCAAGCUGACCAUCUACGAUGCCCGGCCCAACGUCAAUGCUGUGGCCAACAAGGCCACAGGUGGUGGUUAUGAGGGGGAGGAUGCCUACCAGAAUGCUGAGCUGGUGUUCCUGGACAUCCACAAUAUCCAUGUAAUGAGGGAGUCACUGAAGAAACUGAAGGACAUUGUUUACCCUAACGUAGAGGAGUCCCACUGGCUUUCCAGUCUGGAGUCCACACACUGGCUGGAGCACAUCAAGCUGGUGCUAUCAGGGGCGAUCCAGGUCGCAGAUAAGAUCUCCUCUGGGAACUCGGUGGUGGUGCACUGCAGUGACGGCUGGGAUCGCACGGCCCAGCUCACCUCUCUGGCCAUGCUGAUGCUGGACAGCCACUACCGCACCCUGAGGGGCUUCCAGGUCCUGCUGGAGAAGGAGUGGAUCAGCUUCGGACACAAGUUCGCCUCUAGAAUUGGCCAUGGAGAUAAAAACCAUGCGGAUGCAGACAGGUCCCCCAUCUUUGUGCAGUUCAUUGACUGUGUCUGGCAGAUGACUAAACAGUUCCCCACAGCCUUCGAAUUCAACGAGCAGCUCCUGGUGACCGUGCUGGACCACCUUUACAGCUGCCGCUUCGGCACCUUCCUCUACAACUGCGAGAGCGUCCGUGACGCCAAUGAGGUGAGGACAAAGACCAUAUCACUGUGGUCCCUGAUCAAUAGUGGCCAGGUGUCCUACAUCAACCCUUUCUAUGCUGCUGAGUCCAGUCGUGUGCUCUACCCUGUAGCCAGCAUGCGCCAUCUAGAGUUGUGGGUGACUUACUACAUCCGAUGGAAUCCUCGGAUUCGACAGCAGCAGCAGAGCCCAGUGGAGCAGCGCUACAAGGAGCUGCUGGCACUCAGGGACCAGUACCUGAAGAAGCUGGAGGAGCUCCAGCUGUCUGACUCUACCCCCCACCUGCCCAACAGCAGCACCCCGUCCCCAGCCUCUCCCACCCAGCGGGUCACACACCUGCACACACCCUUCUGAUCCAAGGCGCUCAGCACACACACAUACCUGUACAUAAUGGUAGAUAAUGUAAUAAUAAUAAUAACAAUAACAAUAAGUAUAAUAAUAAUAAUAUAAUAGUUUUAUGUGAGUUGUACUACUCAUAAUAAUAGUAAUACAGUGAUGAUGCAAUAAACCACAGUACAGCCUUCAUGUUUUAGACGGACCGUAGAGAAGCCUUAAAGUUGUGACAUGUAUACGUGCAUGUACUUCAGUAAAAUACAGGUCUUUCCUCCGGCACAUCUUAGCAUGAAAACUCAUCGCUCUUCUUCGGCUUCUUGAAGUGUACAUUUACAGUCCCAUUUCCUGGAAUCCAACACCCAGUCAGUUUGCCAAAAAUGCACCAUUUCUUCCUGGAACCAGAGAGGGGGCAUUUAAAUAAACAUUUAAAACAGGGGGCUGUGAAUUUGGCUGACGUUCAAGGUGGAAUGUGUAUUUAAUGUUACUUUUAUAAAACAGAACACUAGCGUCUGUAUGUAUUGCACUUAGGCAGCCUAAUAGUUGUGUAGUGAUAUUGGCACUUACGGUAAUGGGGAUUCACACACUUGCCACCGCCUCAAAUUUCAGUUUGAUUUGGACUAUCUAUGGAGUGAUAAAUAAGCAAUAUAUCACAAAUAUAAUUUUCUCAUUGAAUAAUUAUUACAUGGAACUCUCUUGGAAAUGGGUGCUGCAGUGUUGCGCAAAAGAAGGGCCUUCAGUUUUUAUUCUUUAGAUGUCAGGAGUCAGCCAGAGGUCCUCAUCCCCUAGUCCGGGACGUCUUUUGGUCUGCAGUGUGUUUCGUAAUGUAACCAUAAAUGGUUCAUGUUUGUCUGAUGACUGAAUUCAGUGAGGCUGGAUGAAUUUCAAUCGUGUAUUAUUCGAAGCAUUAACAUUUUGUAACCAGUGAGGUUAAACAUUUAAAGUAUUCAAAUGUCAAGUUUGAAGUGUUCUUAAAGAAAUAUACCUGACAAAUAGGUAGCUGCACUUUGAAUGAGUGACGGGUGAAGGGGGUAUAAACCGAUCUGCACCACUGCAGUCCCAGAACCAGGGCAAAGGGCCUCUGAUUGAGACUAGUUCUGUGCCUUCAAUGUCUGAGGUCUAUCAGAUUUCAGAUGGACGGUGUGUAUUGGGUUGUUUUCCAAGUGCAGCUUUAGUAGCAUAAAAGUUGUCUCCCUGUUUCACAUAUCUAGUUGAUAGAUUUUUAGAACAACGUUGUCCUCUGCCUGAUUGAGGUACCUGAGGACCAUUGGCCUUGAUCGUCUUGGGUAUCUUGACCCAUAGCCCAGGAAAAAAGUACAAUUUCUGAUUUAACCCCCUUGGUUAAUUUCCUUAGGAAUUGUUCAACCUGAUGUAAAAUGAAAAGCAAAGAGGCAUAAACUCAGGUUGGAACUGCCCUGACGUUGCCCUGGAAACUGAGCUUCAGUAUUUGAAGACCAUGGCCUCAAUGAGGAGAUGAUGUUAAACAAUAGGGAGGAAAUAAUGCUUGAUUGUUGUUACAAAAGAAAAAAAAAUCUAUUUUGUUUAUUUUUUACUUUGUAUAAGUAGAGAAACUAUGUAAUUACCUCACAAAUGACUGUUUUACGGUUGUUGUAAGAUGUAAUUUUAUUCAGUGUAAAGAUUGACAGUUUUAUAAAAAAGCUAAAGUGGCAAGAAAAAUCUUUUGUUUGACAAAUGGAAGGUAGCAGCUUCCUGUUGUUGGCUCUUUUUUUCCCAUUUUCUUUUAUUUACUAGUGGGCUUUUUUUUCCUCAUGCUGCCUUGAAUGGUAAAGGGCAGAUGCCUGUACUGUAUUAUGUCUCUAGAUACUGUAAGGAACAGAACCCCUCUCACCAUUUCUGCAAUGCUUUGCAUAUGUCAUUUUCAACAGAAAGCAUGUUAAUUCUGUUCCUCUACAUUUUUGCCCUCUUGUUCCAAAGGGAAAUAUUUUCUGCAUUUUCUCUACAGUUUGUUGGUUAGCCCUGGUUUUGUAAAUACUGCUAAUUAAAUUAAUUUAAAGAUUC